AUGAGGAAAUGGACAGUUGAUGAAGAAAUCAAGUUGUUUAAUCUAAUAUAUUACAAGGAAGGUGAUGAAAUCAAAGAAGAAAGUGAACAAGGGGAAGAAGAAGAAGAAGAAAUAGUUUCACCACAGCUGGCAGAAGACUCUGAUAGUGAAGUUAAGGAUGAACAUAAGAAGUCCAACAUCAACAAAUCUAAAAAGUCGAAUACCAAAGAGGUUUCAGAAACAGUGGAAAGUAGCGAGGCUGAAGAAGAUGACAAUGAAUCGGGUACUGAUGAGGGUACCCCAGAAAUCGAGGAUGAUGUAGAAGCAGAAUCACCUUCAAAAAGAGCCACAAGAGGUGGUGCUAGAAAGCAAGUCUCUACAGAGACAAAAGGUAAGUUAAAGAAGCGUACUCGCUCUUCAGCUAGACUUGAUUCCAUAGAAACUACUCCUCCAGCUUCUAAAAGAAGACAAUCCAAAGCUACCACCUCUUCCCCACAAUCACAGAACUUUAGAAGACGCACAAGGUCGGAAACGCAUAAUGAUGAUUCAGAAGCUCCUGAAGAUACUCCUAUCAAACUGGAGUCCGAUAAAGAUAAAGAAACCUUUAGUGGGAAAAACAAAGAAACGGAUCCAGACACAGAUAAAGAGAAGGAUACAGAGAAAGAGAAAGAUAAGGAUUCCGAAGAGGAUCUGAAGCCUCAAACGAGAAGGUCAACUAGAGGAAGUGCUCCUAAAGCUCAACAACAGCCUAUAAGAAGAAGUAGCAGGAAAAAAUAG
Scheffersomyces coipomensis is the source of this 756-nucleotide messenger RNA. RefSeq names its product Eaf7p (gene EAF7). NCBI's taxonomy places the organism in Eukaryota, Fungi, Ascomycota, Pichiomycetes, Serinales, Debaryomycetaceae. The record is from RefSeq and is a predicted model, not a curated record. The coding region runs from base 1 to 756 and encodes 251 amino acids. The transcript has 2 exons.